AUAACUCCAAGUUGAAGUCUAUCCAUGGAAUUGUGACCCAUCUUUGUUCCGACUAUGGCUGGAUUAAUGAAUCUAUCUUUUUCAAUACUGACGUGGUAUGUGGUAAGAUCUCAGUGAACGUUGGGACAAAUGUUAUUGCUCUUGUGGAAGAAAACGAAACAACUCAUGUACUGAAAGCAAUCAAGGUGAAAGCCAUGAAUAAUUCUGUUGGCGGUACUGAGGCAUCAGACCUUGAUAGAGAACUUUGUAUUUCUUGUGUCACCUCAGUAACACAGGACAACGUCUAUAUCAGUCAGGAAACUUUUUUCCCUGUCCAGCUGUUUUCGGGAGAAUUUAAGCCUUUCAAAGGAGACUUGUUGCUGGUUGAGUAUUCCAUGAAGCCGGGAACCUCAAACAUGAGCAUUCACUCUGUGAGCCCCCUGAACUCACAGAGUAUCAGAGAGGUCUGUGUGACCAGCGUUGAUGGAAGAACUGGUGUGGUGGAUGACAUCAUCUAUUUCACUUUGGAUUCCCUCCAGAAGCCUACUGGUUAUACACCCGGGCUCUAUGACAUUGUGAAUGUGGUUGCUGUGGACAGUGUUCAGCAGCACUGUUCUUGGAGGGCAGUAUCAAUGAUCCCGGUGGAGAUGUGUAUUGACCAAGCCUCAUAA
This is a messenger RNA of Cricetulus griseus (Chinese hamster), 650 nucleotides long. The record is from RefSeq and is a predicted model, not a curated record. Lineage: Eukaryota; Metazoa; Chordata; Mammalia; Rodentia; Cricetidae.